GCUAAAUAUAGCUUUAUUCUGGGGUCCAAAUAUGGACCUGUUGCACCAAGGGAUUGGGAUAUAUGGCGAGGGAACAUAAAGUCCCGUUGCUGCGCGAGGGUUAAAUCGAUUGCCGUUUUGUACACGAGGUUUCUACCUUUGUGGGUGUUGCCGUUUUCUGCUGUUGCCUUUGUUUACAUCUUAGGACAGUUUGAGGAAAUUGUGAGCGAUGGACAGGUUGUGGUCGACGAUGGAGAGGUUGUUGUCGCAGGAGACAGUUGACAUCAUAAAAGAGAAGACAGGAGAGGGGUAUAAGUUAGUUGUCGAACUGCCAACAGGUUACAAGCUCGUGCUAGUCGGAGUCGGGGCUAUUGUUGGGUUACACUGGUAUGCCACCUCAACACAUGGGUUCUUCAAGAAGCUGGGAAUUCCUGGACCCAAACCAUCACUGUUUGGGGGACUUAGAGAUGUCAAGAAAUCUGGGUCUAUUACAAACUAUGAUCAACUGAUGAUAAAGAAAUAUGGCAAGGUCGUUGGCCUGUUUAUGAUGCGACAGCCAGUAUACCUCAUUGCUGACAUUGACAUGAUGAAACAGAUCACAGUGAAGGAGUUCCCAUCAUUCAUAAACCGCUCGAGCAACACCAACUUUCCACGAGAUCCACUGUUUCGGAAUUCCCUUAUUUUCUUGGUUGAUGAUCACUGGAAGUUCAUCCGAGGAAUCCUGAGUCCCACAUUCACAGGAGGCAGGAUGAAGGAGAUGAUACCGCUGAUGCAGAAGUGCAUGGAAUCUCUGGUGACUUAA
This is a messenger RNA of Haliotis rubra (blacklip abalone), 781 nucleotides long. RefSeq names its product cytochrome P450 3A9-like. Bases 209 to 781 code for a protein of 190 amino acids. Gene Ontology annotation, molecular function: oxidoreductase activity, acting on paired donors, with incorporation or reduction of molecular oxygen; steroid hydroxylase activity; heme binding. The record is from RefSeq and is a predicted model, not a curated record. NCBI's taxonomy places the organism in Eukaryota, Metazoa, Mollusca, Gastropoda, Lepetellida, Haliotidae. The transcript has 6 exons.